AGUGGCCCGUGGGUCAGGAGCUGACGGAGCUGCUGCUGGCCUUUGCAAGGCUACAGCUCUACUCGGAGCCGCUGCUGGAGGCCGCCGCGGACCUCCUCUGCGCACCCACCUCCUCCACCUCCACCUCCUCCUCCCCCCUCGGCGUGUCCCUCCUCACCCCCCUGCAAGCCGUACAGAUCGCCGCCGCCUUCUCCCAGCUCCGCCACUUCCACCCCACCCUGCUGCGCCUGCUGGCCACCCGCCUCACCUCCGUCCUGCCCUCCCUGCCGCCCCGCCUGCUGGCCGGCGCGCUGUGCGCCUUUGCCACCCUCAACUACUGCCACCCGCCGCUGGUGAGGGCGGCGGCGGGUAGGACGCGGCAGCUGCUGCUGGGGCUGCUGGGGCUUCAGGAGCAGGAGCAGCACAGGCGGGAGGGUGCGGCUGGGGCUGCCGGGACUGCGGCAAUGUCGUCGGCUGCCGAGGGUACUAGAUCUGGUACUAGACCUGUUACCAGCGGUGGGACUGGUACCAGGGCCAACGCUACGACUAGUAAGGCCUGGGAGGCUGGAGCAGCGGCAGCAGCUGCUGGUAGCCAGGAAGGAGACAGUGCAGGUGGAGGAGAGGGCGGUGGAGAGGGUGCGGGUGCGCUGCUGGCUGCGAGCGAGGUGGUGACGCUGCUGUGGAGCUUCGGAGUGUUGCAGCAGGGGGGCGAGGAGGGGCUGGUGGCGGGGCUGAUGCGCGCCCUGCCGCGCGACCCCGCCUCCUUCACCCCGGACGACCUCUCCCGCCUGGGCCUAGCGGAGGCCCUAUGGCGCACCAGGCGGCCACUGCGGGGGCAGCAGCUGCCGCAACCGCUGCAGCAGCAGCCAGCUGGCGACCCUGCCUCCUCCCCUCCUCAGCCGCCGAGGCAGCCACCUCCUGCC
Molecule: messenger RNA, 902 nt
Organism: Astrephomene gubernaculifera
Lineage: Eukaryota; Viridiplantae; Chlorophyta; Chlorophyceae; Chlamydomonadales; Astrephomenaceae
Source: the annotation of a GenBank genome assembly